AUGAUAAAGGUGUAUAACCCUGAAUUACUUAUUUCUGAUGCUUAAGAUAAAUUAACACAACUAGUUCGAGAUGACUUUAAGCCAUUCAUACUUAGAUGUGAAUAACAUAAGCUGUGUAUAUUAGAGAAUGAGAAUCUAAUCCUCUUUUCUGUUCUUUUUGAUAAAUGUUCUUCAAUAAUUGAUGAAGUCUAAUUGUAUUUUUGAUUAUUUAAAAAGAAUGAUCACACUUGUAAACUAGAAGGAUGAAUCUAAAAUUAUAGCAAUCAAAUUUGCUGAUAAGAAAGCUAUGUCAUACUUAUAACAUUAUGUAAUUUUAUAUUACAAUAUCAAGAUCAAUUAAAGGAAGACUUAUACAAAGUAUAUGGGUCCUUUGGCAUAUCAACCUGUGAGAAAAGAAAGAACAUCCUUAUUAAGUACAGAAUCACCAGAACAAAAUUUUAGAGGAAUAUUAAAUUUGGCAAUUUUGAUAUUAAUAGCCAAUCACAUAAGAUUGAUAUUUGAGAAUUUUUAGAAAUAUGGUUUACUUAUAACAAAUGUAUUCUGGAAAUUUGAAAUGAUGCAAAUCAACAGUAAUCCAAUUAUGUAAGCCAUAUUGGCAAUCAUAUUAAAUUUAUUGAUUGCUUUUGGAAUUUAAUAUUUAUAAUUUAUAAGAAAUCAAAGUCCAAAUUUAAUAAGAGUAUUUAAUAUAAUCAACAUUACCUCAACAAUAAUUAUUCCUUGUUAUUUAAUUUAAGGAUCGCAUCCUGGAUUAAAUUUGAUUUUUUUGGGCCUCUAAUUUAUUGCUUUUAUGAAAAUCAUUAGUUAUGCUCAUUUUUUAAGAAAUACUUAUUUUUAUAUCUAGAGAAUAAAGUAAGUUAAAAAUAAGAAAGUUUCUCUUGAUAAUUUCUUUGCUGAAUAUGAAGUCAACAAUGAAAACCUAAAGAUCUUAGAGAAGUAUGCAUAAAAUUAAGCUAAAAUAUUGGAUUUUAAACAUUACUUAUACUUUUUAGCAGCUCCUACAUUAUGUUUCUAAUUAUAAUAUUUAAGAACAUAAUAAAUACGUAAGGUUUGGUUAGUAAAGAGAAUAAUUGAAUAUAUAUUUGUCAUUCUCUUUUUAGUGAUUAUAUGGUUUUAAUACACAGAGCCACUUGUAGAGAAUACAUAUAAAAUGCUAUCAAAGGCUCCAACUAUCAUGGUUCUUGUUGAUCGAUUAUUAAAAUUAGCUAUACCUAAUACUUAUAUGUGGAUAGCUCUAUUUUAUGGAUAGUUUCAAUGUUUUUUGAAUAUAACAGCAGAAUUACUUAGAUUUGCUGAUAGAGAGUUUUAUAAAGAUUGGUGGAAUUGUAAGAAUUUAGAAGAAUAUUGGAGAUUGUGGAAUCUACCUGUUCAUCAUUGGUUAGUUAGUAUAUUAUUUAUUUUUAUAAUUAAGGACAUAUCUAUUUUCCAUGUCUCAAAUCUGGAAUGAGUAGAACUACUUCAAAUAUGAUUGUGUUUUUAGUAUCAGCAUUAGGUCAUGAAUAUAUAGUUAGUGCUUCUAUAGGUGUUGUAGAAGCUUGGGCAUUUGUAGGAAUGUUUGCUUAAGCGCCAUUUAUGUUAUUAUAAAAGAAAUUAGAAAAGGUAAAUAUUAAUUAUAUUGUAAGUUACUUAAAUUAUAAGAUUCUUAAUUAGGAAAUUUAAUGUUUUGGAUGACUUUUUGUUUUAUUGGAUAACCUAUUAUGAUUUUUGUUUAUUACUUUAGAUAUCUAGAAAAGAUUGGACAUCCAAUUUGA
Paramecium sonneborni is the source of this 1748-nucleotide messenger RNA. The record is from the annotation of a GenBank genome assembly. Lineage: Eukaryota; Ciliophora; Oligohymenophorea; Peniculida; Parameciidae.